AUGAACCCAGAAAGUGAUCAAAAUAGUAUCAGCGUCCAGGCGGAUGCUUUUAACGAAUCCAUUGCCGACCGGGUCGGUGUACUAGAAACGGAUCACCCGCUGUUGGAAAGAUUCCAGGCGGCUCUGAAGGCUCACCUGGUGAAGGUUAAAGAUCAGUUGGAGGAGGAGGUGGCCGAGCUGAACCAUCGUCUGGAGCAAAAUGAAAAGGAAUCCGAAGAGGUCGGCGCAGAACUGUACGAUUUGCAGGAGGAAAUCGAUAACCAGAAGGAGCUUCUCGAAAUUUACGGUAAAGAAAUUUUGGAACUCUCCAUUCGGCGUCAGGAGGAAGAAAAGCAAGCAGCCAAGUACCGGAAGGAGUACGAAGAGCACAUGGUGACGAUGAAGGAGUUUCACAGAACCCACAAGGAGCACCUGAUGGAGCUGGAAAAUCUGACCGUGCUGGAGAGUGAGUUCGCCAAAUGGGCACAGGAGAUCAAGGACGAGAUUGCGGUGGCGAAACGGGUCGCUAGCAAGGACGCGAAAGAUCGUCUCGCCGCGGCAGACGAGAAACGAAAGAUGGAUUUGCUCGUGCUCAACCUCGGCAACGAGGUCAAACGGAAGGACCACGAGUUAGAAGCGAUCGAGGAUCAAAUCAAGGAGCAGGAUGAAAAACGGGAGACGAUUUGCCGCAGCCUUGCCGACGCCAAUUCCGAUCUCGAGGCGUUGCAGCACGAGCACAAGCGUGUAUCCCAGGCAUGGGGUGAAGUAAUAGUGGCCAUUCAGCAACGCGACCGGGUGCUGGUUAAGACCAAAGACGAACUGGAAUCGAUUUACGAGGAACAUAAAGUGAUUAGAAGCAAAACGGAAAUCACCAAAAAGGCAGCCGCGAAGGAAAUGGAGCAGAACGAAAAGUUGGCCGGAUUCAAGAAUCGCAUCCAGGGCGAUAUCUUUUCACUGGAGAAGCAGGUACGCAAAGAGCAGGAGGACGAGGACAAGCUGAAGCGUGAUCUCGACCACUACGCCCUGAUUCUGGAGCAAACGGAAGCGGACAUACUGAAAGCGCAGCAGGAAGGUUUGUUGAUCGAGAAUCACCUGAAGUCUCUUCGGCAAACGCUGGAGAAACAGAACCGCAAGAAGUUCGAGCUGGAGGAACAGAUCCUUGAACUGCUGCAAGACCAGCUGACCACCGACAAGGCGGGGCAGUCGCAAGGAAAGCUUCUGCAGAGUACGAAAGAAAAGCGGGACGAACUUGACAUCUCCAUGACGAGCACGGAGAACCAGCUGUCGGAGGUGUUGUUGGAGUUGGAAAAAUGGCGUGCAAUCGUAGAAAACUCCAAGGAAGUCCUUAAGGAGGCAAAGGAAGAACACGACAAAAUGGAUGCAGAGGCGAACAAGGUCAACGAAGAUAUCAAGCUGGUAAAGGAAACAAUUGCGGCGAAGCUGCGCAAAAUAGACACGCUGAACCGCGAACUGGAGCAGUUGAUCACCAAAGCGGGCGGCCAGGAGAUGAAUCCGGACGAGUUGAAGCUGCUCGACGUCCAGCAAGACAUCGUCGAGAUGGACGGUAAGAUCAAGGAGGCCGAAGCGUCAUGGUUGAAGCUUCAAUCGAGCGUAAAAGCGUUAUCGGAGAAACGCUCGCAGCAGCUGGAUGAGAUUAAUUACUCCAGAAAGAAGCUGCUGCUCGCGGAACAGAAAGCGAUCAAGAUCGAGUCCCAGCUCGAGGAGGUGAUGAAUGAAAACCGGGAGAUUGUGCGUUCACUAGCGGCUCUCAACACUCGGCUCGAUAACGCCAGCCUGGAUCUGUUCAAGACGCGCCGGGUGCACGAGAAAGAGGAACAGGAAUGCGAGGUGGCGCACCAUCAGGCGACGGAACGGCUGCGGGAAGCCGAGAUGGCUGUGCUGAAUCUGGAGCAGGAACUGAAGGACCUCGGCAAGGAGAUCGACGAGUGCAAGCAGGAGGUACUGGAGAAACACCGCGAGGCACUGUCGUGGGAAACGAAGUGUAAAAUGUCGGCCGAGGCUAAAAAGUUCCGCGACGAGGAAACAACACAAAACAGCGAGAUCGGCAUCAUGAAGGCGGAAAUUCAUCGUAUGCAGGUCCGCUUUGGGCAGCUGAAACGCCUGCAGGAGAAGCUGGUACAUGACCUAGAGAACACGGUCCAGCACCGGGAAAACAUCUUUGAGUCGGUCAACGCACGGGAGAAGGUGUUUGGAGGGAAGUUUAAGACUCGCUCCACCAUGCAGCACAAGAUCAACGAGUUGAAAAAUAAAAUGAAGGUCGUUUUUUCGGAAAUUUCCCAGGCGGAAAAGAGUCUUAUCGAGAUCGAUACCGCCCAGAAGCUGCUGCAGGCUGAGAUAGAAAACAAGAAGCACCAGAUCGAGGAGGAAAAGCUGCAGACGAACCUCAUCCGGGCGGAAACGGAACAGGCGUCGUUACUGAAGCAGGAAAAUUUGGACUACAUCGUCCGUCAUCAGUACCGUGCGCGGCGCUAUCGAGCCCUCGCGAACGCACAGCAACUUCCAAAGUUUCGCAACGAAAUACUUAUUCAGGCGGACUUGCAGCGUCAGCGAGAGGUGAACGAGAACAUCGUGGCGGUAGUAGAAACGCUUCAGCAGGACUUUCCAGUGCAGAAGUUUAACCUCAAUAAGAUUCUUCAGUCGUUGAAGUGA
This is a messenger RNA of Anopheles coustani, 2649 nucleotides long. RefSeq names its product coiled-coil domain-containing protein 40-like. The transcript has 4 exons. Gene Ontology annotation, cellular component: cytoplasm. Gene Ontology annotation, biological process: axoneme assembly. NCBI's taxonomy places the organism in Eukaryota, Metazoa, Arthropoda, Insecta, Diptera, Culicidae. The record is from RefSeq and is a predicted model, not a curated record. Bases 1 to 2649 code for a protein of 882 amino acids.